UGCGAUUCUUAGUUUUUUUUUUUCAUUCUUUCAUUUUUCUUUGAAGCUAAACAAGGGUUUUCUAAAUCUUCUAAGUGAUGUUGUCAAUCGGAGAAGGUAAUGUGAUGACUUCGGACAACAUGAGAUUUGCUUCGCAGCAGCCGUCUUCUUCUUCUUCUCCUGGAACAAUCCAAAACCCUAAUUUUAAUUUCAUCCCUUUCAACUCAUUUUCAUCCAUCAUCCCGAAGGAGGAGCAUGGCAUGAUGAGUAUGAUGAUGAUGAUGGGAGAUGGAACAGUAGAGGAAAUGAUGGAAAACGGGUCGGCAGGUGGGUCAUUCGGGUCGGGUAGUGAGCAAGCAGAGGAUCCAAAGUUCGGAAACGAUUCUGAUGUUAAUGAACUUCAAGACGAUGAACAACCUCCUCCGGCUAAGAAGAAACGUUAUCACAGACACACUAAUCGUCAGAUCCAAGAAAUGGAAGCGUUGUUUAAAGAAAAUCCUCAUCCAGACGACAAACAAAGAAAGAGAUUAAGUGCUGAACUUGGUCUCAAGCCACGACAAGUUAAGUUUUGGUUCCAAAAUAGGCGUACCCAAAUGAAGGCACAACAAGACAGAACAGAGAAUGCGAUGUUAAGGGCAGAGAAUGCUAACCUUAAGUCGGAGAAUUGCCAUCUUCAGGGGGAGCUACGGUGCCUCUCAUGUCCUUCUUGCGGCGGCCCCACCGUCCUAGGUGACAUUCCUUUCAAUGAACUCCACAUUGAGAAUUGUCGCCUCCGUGAAGAGCUUGAUCGUAUAUGCUGCAUCACUUCAAGAUACACUGGCCGUCCGAUGCAGUCCAUGCCAUCAUCUCAGCCGUUGAUCGAUCCUUCUUCUACGCUUCCUCAUCAACCUUCAUUGGAGCUAGACAUGAGCGUAUACGCUGGGAACUUUCCAGAACAUUCUUGUGCUGACAUGAUGAUGCUCCCUCCACAAGAUACAACUUGUUUCUUCCCAGAUCAAACUGUCAACAACAACAACAAUAACAUGUUACUUGCGGAGGAAGAAAAGGUUAUCGCUAUGGAAAUAGCUGUCUCUUGUGUCCAAGAACUGACUAAAAUGUGUGAAACGGAAGAGCCUUUGUGGAUUAAGAAGAAAUCAGACAAGAUCAGCGGCGAGAUUUUGUGUCUGAACGAGGAAGAGUACAUGAGGUUGUUCCCAUGGCCAGUGGAGAAUCAUAACAACAAAGCAGAUUUUGCUCGAGAAGCUUCAAAGGCAAAUUCAGUCGUUAUCAUGAACAGCAUAACGCUAGUUGACGCAUUUCUAAACGCUGAUAAAUGGUCAGAGAUGUUCUGUUCAAUCGUGGCUAGGGCCAAAACGGUUCAGAUAAUUUCCUCUGGAGUCUCUGGAGCUAGUGGUUCUCUUCUAUUGAUGUAUGCAGAGUUUCAGGUACUAUCACCACUGGUUCCAACUCGAGAAGCUUAUUUCCUACGGUAUGUGGAACAAAACGCGGAGAACGGGAAUUGGGCAAUCGUAGAUUUCCCGAUCGAUAGUUUCCAUGACCAAAUGCAGCCACCGAGUACUAAUUCUCCUCAUGAGUAUAAGAGGAAACCUUCAGGCUGCCUCAUUCAAGACAUGCCUAAUGGAUACUCACAAGUCAAGUGGGUAGAGCAUGUGGAAGUAGACGAGAAGCACGUGCACGAGACCUUUGCUGAGUAUGUGAAAAGUGGGAUGGCCUUUGGAGCUAACCGUUGGCUAGACGUGUUGCAGAGACAGUGCGAGAGGAUCGCUAGUCUAAUGGCUAGAAACAUAACUGAUCUUGGAGUGAUAUCAUCAGCAGAAGCGAGGAGAAACAUGAUGAGAGUUUCAGGUACUAUCACCACUGGUUCCAACUCGAGAAGCUUAUUUCCUACGGUAUGUGGAACAAAACGCGGAAAACGGGAAUUGGGCAANUUUAUCCGUGAUCAACAUCACCAGUCUCUGCUAGAGGUUUUGUUCAAUGGGAACUCACCUCAUGAAGUUGCUCAUAUCGCUAAUGGUUCACAUCCUGGAAACUGCAUCUCUCUUCUUCGAAUAAAUGUAGCGAGCAAUUCAUGGCACAAUGUGGAGCUGAUGCUUCAAGAGAGCUCUAUCGAUAACUCAGGUAGCUUAAUCGUCUACUCCACCGUCGACGUUGACUCAAUCCAGCUCGCGAUGAACGGAGAAGACUCUUCCAAUAUCCCGAUUCUACCCCUCGGGUUCUCCAUCGUACCAGUGAAUCCUCCGGAGGGUAUUUCCGUCAACUCGAAUUCUCCUCCGUCGUGUCUUCUCACCGUCGCGAUUCAGGUCUUGGCGAGCAACGUCCCAACGGCGAAACCGAAUCUCUCAACCGUCACCACCAUCAAUAAUCAUCUCUGCGCCACCGUUAAUCAGAUCACCUCCGCCCUGACCAGCUCCGUUACGCCGGCGAUCGCAUCUUCCGCCGCCGUGUCCAAACAAGAAGCCAGCUGAUUGACCGAAUUACCCCUAAACCUCCUUGCUUUUUUUCAAUCUCAGCGCAGUACCAAGUUAGGGGCAAAUUGGGUAAAAGAGGGAGGUUAAUAGGUAAUUCGGUUAUGGCUUCGAGGGUAGUUUGGGUAAAAAACGUAGCGUCUAAAUGGGAUAAGCCUUUUAGGUUAUUUUCGGUUUAUGUGUAAGGGUAAGAUGAGAAACUAAGUUUAUGUUUUUGGCUGUUUUCGUGGGUGGGGGGAGGGCCAAAACGGUAAUUAGAGGAAGUCAAGAGCGCACCAGGUUGGGUAAGUUGACCUUUUUGUUUUCUGAACAAGAUUAUCGGUCUAACUGGUUUUCGGUUUAACAGAAAAGUGUAGCUGGUUCGGGUAUUGACUUUCAACUUGGUUUGGUUUGACUCCUUUCAAAUGUUUUUGGCUUAUUUUGCAAUUAGUUACCUUCUUCUUUUAUUAUAAUACUUUGGCUUUUCGUAUUGAAUGCUUUGGUCUUUUCAAUGAUUUUCUUUUAUACAAGUA
Messenger RNA from Camelina sativa (false flax), 2956 nucleotides. The record is from RefSeq and is a predicted model, not a curated record. NCBI's taxonomy places the organism in Eukaryota, Viridiplantae, Streptophyta, Magnoliopsida, Brassicales, Brassicaceae.